Molecule: messenger RNA, 264 nt
Organism: Gongylonema pulchrum
Lineage: Eukaryota; Metazoa; Nematoda; Chromadorea; Rhabditida; Gongylonematidae
Source: the annotation of a GenBank genome assembly
AUGUUGUCAAAGAAUCUGGAAAAUGAAUUUGCGCAAAAAAUUACGUAUACUUCACAGGAAGCCGGCACUGGGCAUUCGGCUCUGUCUGCUGAACUGUCGGAACUUUCAUCAGCAGUUUCAAAUCUCCGCAAUGAAUUUGAUAAGUUACGACGAGAGAAGGAGGCCAAAAUCGCGGAAUUUGCUCAUGCAAUAAUGUCACGUGACUCUAAGCAGGGCGAUGAUUUGAAUUUGCUCAAAAUCGAAUUGAAAAAUAAGAUAAAGGAU